Ilex paraguariensis (yerba mate) is the source of this 465-nucleotide messenger RNA. Lineage: Eukaryota; Viridiplantae; Streptophyta; Magnoliopsida; Aquifoliales; Aquifoliaceae. The record is from the annotation of a GenBank genome assembly.
AUGGCCUCAAAGCCAGGGAAAUCCAUGGUGAUUCCCAAGGGUAGCGCCAUGGAGCUCCUUUACCCUAGGGCAUCUUUAAUGGCCAACGGUGCAUCAGCUCAAGUGGUGGGCGAUGCCAGCGCAAAUGAGGUUGAUCCUGAUGGAGCCUUAAGCGUGGUCAUCCGUGCCAUUGUAGGAGAGAGAGGAAGUAGCACUAAGAGUGUGGGAAGAGAGGGUAGUGAUAAUGGGUAUGGGUUGAAUUGUGACGCCUACGAGGAUUGUCCCAUUGGGCACCUUGCGAAUGCAAACGAUGCCCUAGGCUGUGUAGGCAACACCAUAGCUGGCUUUUCAGGCAACGUCAUAGCUGACAGUGGCGACGUAAGCAGGUUGGUGUUGGGUGCCAGACAGUCUAGGCGCUGGAGCUGGUUGGCCUGGGCGACGCUAGGUAGUUUUGCACUGGGCGCUGACUACUUAGAUGCUGUCUGA